AUGCGCAUACACGUGUUUGAUGCCGCGAGCAAGCACGCGAGCUUCUUUGCACCGCGUAGGCGCCUGUCGACAUUGCCCAACAUCCCGUCGUAUCUGCAUCCCUCAGCUGCCGGCAUCACCGUCUGUUUCGUCAAUGUGGGCUCAGACCAUCCGUCCAUCAUCGAAGCCAUCGUCAAGGGCAAGAGAGAGCGGCCAGACAAAUGGCCCCGGUUCAUAACCUGUCCAUCGGAGAUAACAGCUAUAUCCAUGGCAGAUGGCUACGCGAGAGUCUCCGGCCGGGCGCAAGCUGUCGUAGUCCAUGUCGACGUGGGCACGCAAGCGCUUGGACAGGGCCUACACAAUGCAAGCGUCGGGCGGGCGCCUGUGUUCAUCUUCGCCGGAUUGUGUCCCUAUACUGAGGCUGGGGAGAUGACGGGGUCGCGGACAGAGUAUAUGCACUGGCUGCAGGAAGCGCCUGACCAGAAAGCUAUCGUUCGCCAAUAUUGCAGAUAUACUGGCGAGAUCCGGACAGGGCUCAACGUCAAGCAGACCGUUGCACGUGCGCUGCAGUUUGCAAACAGCGGACCCAAAGGACCAGUCUAUGUUGCAAGCGCACGAGAAACACUUGCGGAGGUAAUCGAGGAGCCUUACCGGUUGGAUCAGGAACAGUGGAAAGCCGUCGGUCCCAGUGCUCUGCCAGCUGAUGCGGUUGAAGAGGCAAGUUCUACAUCUAUGCGCUUAUAA
This is a messenger RNA of Alternaria conjuncta, 723 nucleotides long. RefSeq lists its product as uncharacterized. Gene Ontology annotation, biological process: L-valine biosynthetic process. Lineage: Eukaryota; Fungi; Ascomycota; Dothideomycetes; Pleosporales; Pleosporaceae. The transcript is spliced from 2 exons. The record is from RefSeq and is a predicted model, not a curated record. The coding region runs from base 1 to 723 and encodes 240 amino acids. Gene Ontology annotation, cellular component: acetolactate synthase complex; mitochondrion. Gene Ontology annotation, molecular function: acetolactate synthase activity; flavin adenine dinucleotide binding; thiamine pyrophosphate binding.